UGGUAAAAACCGUUCUCUCUCUCUCUCUUUUUCUCUCCCUGGCUUUGCUCUCACACGAAGAAAUAUCGAUCCAUUCUGUCUCUAACAUCUCCCUUUUCUUAUUCUUGCCUGUUUAGGUAGAUACGUGAAUGUAUGAAUGCUUCCUGAAAGCAGCUGAUAGGUUUUAACGUGCAUCUGUUGUUUCUGGGCUUCAGUAUAGGGAUAUAGAACUGAUUUUUUGUGAUUCAUGCAAGCUAAGCCACAUACAAGGGUAAUUUAAUUGCGGGUUGUUGUUAUUUGUACAUUAAUAGGAUCUGAAUUUGAGUCUUUGAUUCUGGCAUUAUUUUGAACUCUGGUUUCAAAGACUCUCGAGUCAUUUGUCCACUUUGCUUGUCUGAAAGAUCAAUUUUGAGAAUAGUUAGCGUUCUCCGCGUUGGCAAUUAGCUGAGAUGUCGAGUUAUGUGGGUGUUCAUGUCUCUGAUCAAUGGCUUCAGAGUCAGUUUACACAGGUCGAGCUUCGCAGCCUCAAAUCCAAAUUUACAUCAGUGAAGAAUCAAAAUGGCAAAGUAACUGUUGAAGAUUUGCCUCCUUUUAUGGUGAAAUUAAAAGCUUUCAAUUCCAUGUUCAAUGAGGAGGAAAUUAGAGGGAUCUUGAGUGAAUCCUUUCCUGACGUGAGCAAUGAGAUUGAUUUUGAAGGCUUCCUCAGGGCUUAUCUAAAUUUGCAAGGUCAAGCGACUGCAAGGUCAGGGGAGGCAAAGCAUGCUUCAUCAUUCCUCAAGGCCAUGACAACCACUCUUCUUCACACCAUUAAUGAAUCAGAAAAAGCAUCUUAUGUUGUUCACAUAAACAGCUAUCUGGGAGACGACCCAUUUCUGAAGCACUUUCUUCCCUUAGAUCCAGCAUCAAAUGAUUUAUUCAAUCUUGUGAGAGAUGGAGUACUUCUAUGCAAGCUUAUCAAUGUUGCUGUUCCGGGGACAAUAGAUGAACGAGCUAUCAACACCAAACGGGUCCUUAACCCAUGGGAGAGGAAUGAAAAUCAUACCCUCUGCCUCAACUCUGCUAAAGCUAUUGGCUGCACUGUAGUAAACAUUGGUACUCAGGACUUGGUGGAGGGAAGACCUCAUCUGGUUCUUGGGUUGAUUUCUCAAAUUAUAAAGAUUCAACUGUUAGCAGAUCUUAGCCUUAAGAAGACGCCUCAGCUUGUGGAGUUAGUGGAUGAUAACAAUGAUAUCGAGGAGCUUAUGGGCUUGGCCCCUGAAAAAAUUUUGUUAAAAUGGAUGAAUUUCCAUUUGAAGAAAGCAGGCUAUGAGAAGCCUGUUGCAAAUUUUUCAUCUGAUUUGAAGGAUGGAAAGGCUUAUGCCUACCUGCUUAAUGUUCUUGCCCCAGAAUUCUGCAAUCCAGCUACAUUGGAUGCCAAGGAUUCCAAGGAAAGGGCUAAGCUGGUACUUGAUCAUGCGGAGAGGAUGGACUGCAAAAGAUAUUUAAAACCAGAAGAUAUUGUUGAUGGUUCACCAAAUCUGAAUCUUGCAUUUGUUGCACAAAUAUUUCAUCAAAGGAGUGGCCUUUCUACAGACAGUAAAAAGUAUUCCUUUGCAGAGAUGAUGAAAGAUGAUGUCCAGACAUCAAGGGAAGAGAGAUGCUUUCGACUGUGGAUCAACAGUCUUGGAAUUGCUACUUAUGUUAACAAUGUAUUUGAGGAUGUUAGAAAUGGAUGGUUACUUUUAGAAGUGCUUGACAAAAUUUCUCCUGGAUCAGUUAACUGGAAACAGGCAUCAAAGCCUCCAAUCAAGAUGCCGUUCAGAAAAGUAGAGAACUGCAAUCAAGUGAUAAAGAUUGGGAGACAAUUGAAAUUUUCCCUUGUUAAUGUAGGUGGAAACGAUAUUGUACAAGGAAAUAAGAAGCUCAUUCUUGCUUUCUUAUGGCAGUUGAUGAGAUAUAAUAUGCUUCAACUCCUGAAGAACUUGAGAUCUCACUCUCAAGGGAAGGAAAUAACUGAUGCUGAUAUUCUAAAAUGGACAAACAGGAAGGUUAGAAGUACAGGCAGAACUUCUCAAAUUGACAACUUCAAGGAUAAAAGUCUGUCAACAGGGAUAUUCUUCCUGGAGCUUCUGAGUGCUGUGGAGCCUAGGGUGGUCAAUUGGAACCUUGUUACCAAGGGUGAAACUGACGAUGAGAAGAGAUUAAAUGCUACAUACAUUAUCAGUGUGGCAAGGAAACUUGGCUGUUCCAUUUUCUUGUUGCCUGAGGAUAUCAUAGAGGUAAAUCAGAAGAUGAUUCUCACUUUAGCAGCCAGCAUAAUGUACUGGAGCUUGCAAAAGGCAAUGGAAGAGGGAGAGUCAUCUCCUUCCCCUUCUAAUGGUACAUGUGCCACUACUCCUGAUGCAUCUCCUGCACCUUCUAUUAGUGGUGAAGAUGAUGUCUCCUCCCUGGGGGGUGAAGUGUCAAAUUUAAAUAUCGACGAUGCUGCCUCUGAUACAACUGUCUCCUCACUGAUUGAGAGUGAGGAAGCUCCUGGAGGAGAAUGAACCAUAAAUAUUGAGGUUUUCUGCGAGAUCAUAUUGGGUGUAAUAGCCAGAAGAAAAUGAAUAUACAAUGUGCAGUUGGGUGGCUAAGUCUACCCAUCAACUUCUUUGAAGCGAAAGCAAAUGUGAAAACAUAAGGAAAGAAAGAAUAGAGUUCUGUAAAAUUGCUUUUUGAGAAGGAAAUAGAAGCUCGACUUGAACAUGUUUCUUUCCCAAUUUUUCUUUACAGGUAGUUAUACUGUUAGAUAUAUUCAUUUGACAUAAUCACAUUUUCUUACAGUAAUUAUGAAUUUGACCAUUAACUAGUCUGUCGGCUGUAAUCUUGGUUCUAUUAUUCUUAUUUGUAAAAAUGAAGAAACUCUUAGUCCA
Molecule: messenger RNA, 2870 nt
Organism: Hevea brasiliensis (rubber tree)
Lineage: Eukaryota; Viridiplantae; Streptophyta; Magnoliopsida; Malpighiales; Euphorbiaceae
Product: fimbrin-1
Exons: 15
Coding region: 429-2504 (691 amino acids)
Biological process (GO): actin filament network formation; actin filament bundle assembly
Cellular component (GO): cytoplasm; actin filament bundle; actin filament
Molecular function (GO): actin filament binding
Source: RefSeq, a predicted model, not a curated record